AUGAAGUUGAAAUUACUGCAUGAUGUUGAUUCCAAGUCAAUGACACAGUCAGCUAUCGCCAAAAAAUAUGGUGUCGCCAAAAGCACUGUGUCCACAAUCAUAAAAAAGCGGUCGCAAAUUGAAUUUGCCUGCAACAGUUCAAUCUACCAUCCAGAGAGGAAACGAAUGCGCACGGGGAGAGCCGAAAAUGUAGAAGAAGCCCUCUUCUCGUGGUUCAAACAAGCCCAAGCGAUGAAUGCACCAAUAUCAGGUGAAAUACUGAUGAAUGUUGCCAACCAGCUGGCCGAAGAAAUGAAGGUUGAGUUCACUCCCCGCACUGGAUGGCUUGAUAGAUUCAAGAAACGGAGGGGAAUCACUUGUAAGACUGCUUCUCGUGAAGCAGGCUCAGUGACAGCUGAACAGACUGAUACCUGGUUGUCAUCAACGCUACCAGCUCUCCUCUUGGAAUACAGCCGGGAAGACAUCUACAACUGUGAUGAAACCGGGCUCUACUACAAGUGCCUUCCCGACAAGACUCUGGCACUGAAGGGCGAAACAUGCUCAGGGGGAGAAAAGGCCAAGCAUCGGCUCACAGUACUCGUGGCCGCCAACAUGAGUGGCACGGAUAAACUUCCCCUUCUAGUGAUAGGGAAAGCCUCGAAGCCCCGCUGCUUCAAGAAUGUCAACACCCUGCCUCUAGACUACACUGCCAACAAAAAAUCCUGGAUGACGGGGGCUGUUUUUGAAAAGUGGCUGCGAAAAAUGGACAGAAAGUUUCACAGCCAAGGCCAUCAAACACUGAUGGUUGUUGACAAUUGUCCUGCGCAUCCUCAGGUUGACAACUUGAAAGCAAUAAAACUUGUUUUUCUGCCACUGAAGGCAACAAGCAAGCUUCAAUCUUGCGAUCAGGGAAUCAUUCAGUCCUUAAAACGACACUAUCGGCGGCAGCUUCUGCAGAAGUACAUUCUGUAUUUGCAAACUGCAGGCAAGGUACGGGACAUCGAUGCUUUUGACAUCAGUGUUCUGGAGGCCCUGUACAUGCUACAGACUGCUUGGACCAAUGUGUCUGAGUCAACAGUGUCCAACUGUUUUCGUCACGCCGGAUUCAAGACACAAGAGGCCCGAGAUGUUGAGAAAACACCUGAGGAACUGGCAGAUCAGACUGAUUUUCUCAGCCUCUUUGAACGUCUGCAAAACCUCAUCCCCAUGGAAGAGACAGCCCAGGCUUUCUGCGAUAUAGACAGCGCUGUUAUUGUGUGUGAGGAGGAGGCCACCAUUCAGGGGAUUUCCAAUGCAGUCAACAAUGAACACGAUGACCACGAUGACUCAGGACAAGAGGAGGAAGAGGCCGAGGGUGAAGAAGAACAGCCAACAAAAAAACCAAAGACGGCAUCCGAGGUGAGGGCUGCAGUGACAAUACUGCAAGAAUUUGCCCUAGAACAAGGCAAUGACAAUUUGAUAGACCUUGUUUGCUCCAUAGACAACACAGUGACCAGUCACCUCGUCAAUCGUAAAUCGCAGACACAGACAAAAAUUGAUCAAUUCUUUCAAAAGAAGAACUGA
Aplysia californica (California sea hare) is the source of this 1542-nucleotide messenger RNA. RefSeq names its product tigger transposable element-derived protein 4. The transcript has a single exon. Gene Ontology annotation, cellular component: nucleus. Gene Ontology annotation, molecular function: DNA binding. Lineage: Eukaryota; Metazoa; Mollusca; Gastropoda; Aplysiida; Aplysiidae. Bases 1 to 1542 code for a protein of 513 amino acids. The record is from RefSeq and is a predicted model, not a curated record.